AUGCGGGAAGGGCGCUCACGUCUCUCCUUCAUUGCUGAGUUGCGCAACGUGACAGCUUGUCAGUCUAACCAGCCGAGCAGCGAAGACGAUGCCAUCAAAGUUUUUGUCCGCAUCCGUCCGCCUGCAGAGGGCUCUGGGCCAGCCGACGGGGAGCAGGGCUUGUGUCUGUCCGUGCUGUCCGCCACGACUCUCCGGCUGCUCUCCAACCCGGAGCCCAAGACCUUCACGUUUGAUCACGUUGCAGACAUGAGCACCACGCAGGAAUCUGUAUUCUCAACUGUGGCCAGAAGCAUCGUGGAGUCCUGCAUGAGCGGCUACAAUGGCACCAUCUUUGCAUAUGGACAGACUGGCUCGGGGAAGACGUUUACAAUGAUGGGACCAUCUGAAUCUGAUAAUUUUUCUCAUAACCUGAGAGGAGUAAUUCCACGAAGUUUUGAGUAUUUGUUUUCCUUAAUUGAUCGUGAAAAAGAGAAGGCUGGCGCUGGCAAGAGUUUCCUGUGCAAGUGCUCCUUCAUUGAGAUCUACAACGAGCAGAUUUAUGACCUGCUGGACGCCGCGUCGGCUGUGCUGUACCUCCGCGAGCACAUCAAGAAAGGCGUCUUCGUCGUGGGGAUGGUGGAGCAGGUGGUGACCUCAGCCGCCGAAGCCUACCAGGUGCUGUCUGGGGGGUGGAGGAACAGACGUGUGGCCUCGACAUCGAUGAACAGAGAGUCCUCCAGGUCCCACGCAGUCUUUACAAUCGCAAUAGAGUCGAUGGAGAGAAGCAAUGAGGUCGUGAACAUACGAACCUCCCUGCUCAACCUGGUGGAUUUGGCAGGGUCUGAAAGGCAAAGAGAUACCCACGCAGAGGGAAUGCGGAUGAAGGAAGCAGGUAACAUAAACCGGUCCCUGAGCUGCCUGGGCCAAGUGAUCACCGCACUAGUGGACGUGGGCAAUGGAAAACAGAGACAUGUUUGCUACAGAGACUCCAAACUUACCUUCUUACUCCGGGACUCCCUGGGUGGCAACGCCAGGACCGCCAUCAUCGCCAACGUCCAUCCCGGCUCCCGGUGUUUUGGGGAGACCCUGUCCACACUUAACUUUGCUCAAAGAGCCAAACUGAUUAAAAACAAGGCAGUGGUCAACGAAGACACCCAAGGGAACGUGAGCCAGCUGCAAGCUGAAGUGAAGAGGCUCAAGGACCAGCUGGCCCAGCUCACUGCAGGGCAGAUGCUGCCAGAGGGCUCGCUUACCAGAGAGAGGGCUGACUACAUGAAGUAUUUCCAGGAGGCCAUGUUAUUCUUUAAGAAGUCUGAACAAGAAAAGAAGUCUCUGGUAGAAAAAGUUACGCAGUUGGAAGACCUCACUCUCAAAAAGGAAAAAUUCAUCCAGUCGAAUAAAAUGAUCGUGAAGUUCCGAGAGGGCCAGAUCACGCGGCUGGAGAGGCUGCACCGGGAGUCCCGGGGACACUUUCUGCCCGAGGAGCAGGAGCGCUUGCUCUCCGAGCUCAGGGACGAGGUCCAGACCCUCCGAGAGCAGAUCGAGCACCACCCCAGGGUGGCAAAGUAUGCCAUGGAAAACCACUCCCUCAGGGAGGAGAACCGACGACUGAGGUCACUGGAGCCGGUGAGAAGAGCCCAGGAAAUGGAUGCCCAGACCAUUGCGAAACUAGAAAGGGCUUUCCUCGAAGCGUGUGGCACAGAGAGGAGCAGUAAAGGUCAGCAAGGAUUUUCUCCUAAAGCUUUGAAAGAACCAGGUUCCUUUGCAAACACUGAGAAGUUAAAAGCACAACUCCUGCAAGUUCAGGCAGAGCUCAAUAAUUCAAAGCAAGAAUAUGAAGAAUUCAAAGAACUAACCAGGAAGAGGCAGCUAGAAUUGGAAUCAGAGCUUCAGUCUUUGCAGAAAGCGAACCUUAAUCUUGAAAACCUUCUGGAAGCAACCAAAGCCUGCAAGCGGCAAGAAGUUUCCCAGCUGAAUAAAAUUCACGCCGAAACACUGAAGACUAUAACUACACCAACCAGGGCUUAUCAGCUUUGUUCUCGACCGCUGUCAAAACUCAGCCCCGAAACGGGACCCUCCUCGCACAUUCAGAGCCCUGGCAUCUUAGAGGACGGCAUAGCGGACGAGCCAGUGCCCCCAGAGAUGAGCGAGCAAGCGUUCGAGGCCGUAUCUGAAGAGCUUAAAGCAGUGCAGGAACAGAUGGGCGCUCUUCAAGCCAAGUUGGAUGAAGAAGAGCACAAGAAUCUGAAGCUUCAGCAGCAAGUGGACAGACUGGAGCACCAUUCCACACAGAUGCAGGAGCUUUUCUCAUCAGAAAGAAACGAGUGGACCAAGCAGCAGCAAGAACAUCUCUCGCAAUUGAAUGUCCUUGAAAAGCAGCUUCGAGACGCCCAGACUAAGAGUGACUUUUUGAAAAGUGAGGUGCAUGACCUGCGAGUCGUGCUGCAUUCUGCCGACAAGGAGCUGUCUUCGGUGAAGUUGGAGUACAGUUUAUUCAGAGAGGGUCAGGAGAAGGAGCUCGGCAAGCUUUCCGAGAGACACCUGCACACACAGCUGCAGCUGGAUAGCGUCAGAUUAGAAAAUGAAAAGCUUCUUGAGACCAAAACCAGCCUGCAAGAUUCCUAUGACAACUUACAAGAAGUGAUGAAGUUUGAAAUUGAUCAACUCUCCAAGAACCUCCAAAACUGCAAAAAUGAAAAUGAGACUCUGAAAUCUGACCUGAAUAACUUGAUGGAGCUUUUUGAAGCAGAGAAGGAACGCAAUAACAGGUUGUUGCUGCAGUUUGAAGAGGAUAAAGAGAACAGUUCUAAGGAAAUCGUGCAAGUCCUUGAGGCCGUGCGUGAGGAGAAGCAGCGAGAGAUGGCCAAGUGUGAGCAGCAGAUGGCAAAAGUGCAAAAACUUGAAGAAAGCUUGCUUGCGACUGAGAAAGUGAUCAGCUCUCUGGAGAAGUCUAGAGAUUCCGACAAGGAAGUUGUAGCUGACCUCAUGAACCAGAUCCAGGAGCUGAGGACAUCUGUCUGCGAGAAGGUGGAAACUAUCGACGCCCUGCAGCAAGAACUGAAGGACACACACUGCAGACACAACUCUGCCUUGGCUGAGAAAGAAGAGAGCAAAGAAUUGAUCAAGAGACAGGAGGCGGAUAUUCUGGAUCUCAAAGAAACUCUGAGGCUGAGAAUAAUCUCUGAGGACAUAGAGAGAGACAUGCUGUGUGAAGACCUGGCGCACGCCACCGAGCAGCUGAACAUGCUCACAGAGGCCUCGAAGAAGCACUCAGGGCUGCUGCAGUCCGCCCAGGAGGAGCUGACGCAGAAGGAGGCCCUGAUCCAGGAGCUUCAGCUCCAGCUGAACCAGAAGAAGGAGGAAGUCGAGCAGAAGAAGAACGAGUACAACUUGAAGAUGAGGCAGCUGGAGCGCGUGAUGGGCUCCGCGGCCGAGCACCCUCAGAGCCCUAGAACACCGCCUCACCUUCAGACACAUUUGGCAAAACUCUUGGAAACACAAGAGCAGGAGAUCGAGGACGGAAGAGCCUCCAAGACGUCUUUGCAGCACCUCGUCACGAAGCUCAAUGAAGACAGGGAGCUCAGGCACGCCGAGAUCCUCAGGAUGAAGGAACAGCUGUGUGAGAUGGAAAACCUGCGCCUGGAGCUGCAGCAGUUGAGAGAGAAAAAUUGGGUCCUGCAGAGUCAGCUGGAUGGCAUCCAAGGGCACGAGGCCAGCAGCGAUCAGAGUCACCCAGACCAUCAACGGCUGAAGAGUGAACAAGAGGCGGACAGCGAAAGACUUGCCCAAAGUAAAAUAGUCGAAGAAAUGAUGAAAAUGAAAACAGAGCUGGGCGCAGUCCACAGUGCCCUUCACAGCAGAGAGACAGACUGCCUGAGGAUGGCCGAAGAGGUGGGACGGAUCAGAGCCCUGGAGGCCAAAGCCUUCCAGGAGAAGGAAUUGCUGAGGUCGAAGCUUGAAGAGAUGUACGAGGAAAAGGAGAGGACACUCCAGGAGAUGGACAUGUUAAGGAAGCAGGUGGAAUGUCUCGCCGAGGAGAACGGCAAGCUGGUGGGCCACCAGAACAUGCACCAGAAGAUUCAGUACGUGGUGCGGCUCAAGAAGGAGAGUGUCAGGCUCGCCGAGGAAAAUGAAAAGUUGCGGGUUGAAAAUCUGUUUUUAAAAGAAAAGAAAAAGAAUGAACCGUAAGGAUCCGGGUCUGCUACCUGGGCAUCAUCAGGCCUGGAGAUGUUUCUGUUGUGAAGAGAGACCUACCCUGAGCUCUUAGUCUAGCCGCGCUCGGGCGGGCCUGCAGGUCCACAUGCGGCAGUGGCUGGCCAUCCCACAUCGCGAGCAGGAAAUGCUCCCACACGUCCCUGUGUCAGCCAGCACUCUGCUGGGAGGGGGCCGCUACCUGUUUCAAGGCUUCAAGUCGCUUUAAAUACUGGGGGAAAGUUCGCAUUUUAAAAAUAAAACCUUUAGGAAGCUUAGCUAAAACCUCGAGCUAAGUAGAUGUGGUCAGGUCAUUUUCUCCUAGAGCCGUACCUCCCUAGAGUCCUGCAGAAAUUCUCGUAGCACGUGGUGCUUUCAGAGCGCGCUGCAAGUCGGAUGGCCGAUUCUGCGGCAUGUCUGAGAAGCAGCUUCGUUAAUAUAGAUUAUUUUUGUAUUCUGUUUUCUCACAGAUAUUUCUAUGACUGUAAAU
Messenger RNA from Tupaia belangeri chinensis (Chinese tree shrew), 4660 nucleotides. It is a transcript of the gene KIF15, whose product is annotated as kinesin family member 15. Lineage: Eukaryota; Metazoa; Chordata; Mammalia; Scandentia; Tupaiidae. The record is from RefSeq and is a predicted model, not a curated record. Gene Ontology annotation, biological process: microtubule-based movement. Bases 1 to 4167 code for a protein of 1388 amino acids. Gene Ontology annotation, molecular function: microtubule motor activity; ATP binding; microtubule binding. The transcript has 35 exons.